Vigna angularis (adzuki bean) is the source of this 1056-nucleotide messenger RNA. RefSeq lists its product as uncharacterized. Gene Ontology annotation, molecular function: zinc ion binding. The record is from RefSeq and is a predicted model, not a curated record. Bases 1 to 1056 code for a protein of 351 amino acids. The transcript has 3 exons. Lineage: Eukaryota; Viridiplantae; Streptophyta; Magnoliopsida; Fabales; Fabaceae.
AUGGCUUUUAGGGCAAGAGCCAUGGCAAAAGAUAAUAUUGAGGGGUCAUUCAAUGAACAAUAUAGAAGAAUCUAUGAUUAUGGUCAUGAGCUUCUCAGAGCAAAUCCAGGUUCAAUAGUCAAAAUAAAGGUUGAAAAUAGUAAUGAUGAGUGUAUAUUCAAUAGGAUUUAUGUAUGCUUGAAAGCAUGCAAAGAUAGCUUCAUUAGUUGUAGACCCAUCAUUGGGUUGGAGGGAUGCUUUUUGAAAGGCAAGUAUGGAGGGGAGUUACUAACAGCAGUUGGAAGAGAUGGAAAUGAAGAAAUUCUGCCCAUUUCAUAUGUUGUUGUUGAGGUAGAAAACAAAGACUCGUGGACUUGGUUCUUGGAGCUUCUCAUUGUAGACCUUGGUGGGGAAGUUGGUCUUCUGCCAGCUAUUCAAGAUCUUCUACCUAGGGUAGAGCAAAGAUUUUGUGGUAGACAUUUGUAUUCUAACUUCAGAAAGAAAUAUCCUAGAUUCACCCCUAGAUCACAAUCUGACACUCUUGUCAACAACAUGUGUGAGGGCUUCAACAGUGUGCUAGUUCAUACUAGGUGUAAGCCAAUUAUCACUAUGUUAGAAAACAUUAGGGUUUACAUCAUGAAGAGAUGGGCUACGAACAGGAAAAAGAUGGCAUUAUAUCAAGGUUCUGUGUGCCCUAAGGUUCUGAACAAAUUUCAAAAGCAGUCAUGGUUAACCAGAUAUUGGUUACCAAGAUGGUCAUCACAUCAAUUAUUUGAAGUCCUACACAUUUCACAAUUUGGGGAGCAAUUUGUUGUGAAUCUUGAAAACAAGGAGUGCAGUUGUAGAAAGUGGUUAAUUACUGGCAUUCCUUGCACUCACGCCAUAACCGCAAUGAAAUUCUUUAAUUUAAAUGAAAAAGACUACAUUGGCCAUUGGUUUAGGAAGUCUACUUAUGAAGAGAUCUACAACACCAUCAUUUAUCCUAUUAAUGGUCAACUUGUCUGGGACAUAACUUCAUAUCCAGAUGUAUUACCCCCAAAGAAGAGGACAAUGCCAGGAAGACCCAAGAAAAAAUGA